GGCUCGAGCCACCUUGGCUCCGGGAUGCCCCCGGUGUGCCCGCCAUGCAGCCGGGCCUCUUCCGGCGGCGGCUCCUCGAGCUCGCCGCGGAGUACGAGAGCCUCCACGCGGCGGCCGCCCCGGCCCGCCACGGCACCAGCCGGUCGAGCUCGCUGGACCGCGCGAGCCGGGCCUGGCAGCCGGCGCCCCCGCUCGCGGAGGACCCGCCGCCUGGCCUCUGGCCCGAGCCCGCUGAGCACGGGGCGCCGGGCGGCCCGGACGGCGGCGGCGGCAAGGGCGCCGGGCCGCCGGGAGCCCCGAGCUGCCCGCCAGCAGGGUGGGCGAGGACGCCCAGCAGCGAGAGUGGCUUGCUCGGUGCCGGCAUAGGCACGGUGCCGUCGCUGCGCUCGCAGGACACCCUCUCGGUGUCCCAGCAGGGCUCCGGCACCGGGGCCCUCGGCUUCAGCAGGCACGCCACCGCCAAGAGGCUCGACAGGCUGAAGGCCUCCGCGAGCAGCCUCUUCUCGGGCGCGCCUAGCGACUCGGGCAGGUCUAGCUUCUGGGAGUCCGCCUCGAACGAGGAGAGGUCCAAAUUCGAGAGGGCCGUGAGGAAGACCGUUAUGUACUUGAGAGGCUCCGCGAACUCGCGGGCGGCGGAUCCGAGGCCUCUGGCGGGGCUGGUGAGAAGCCGCCAUUUCGCUGUUGCGAUCGCCUGUCUGGUCAUCCUGAGCAUACUGCUGAUCGGCAUCGAGACCCAGGUUCUGGCCAGCCUGUCCAACAAAGGCUCGGGCUCGGAGCAGAUGCUGGCGGUCCUGUCGGCAGCGAAUUACGCAUUCACUCUCCUGUUCACAUUGGAAAUGGUCGCACGGAUAUACGUUUUCAGGCUCGAUUUCUUCGUGGAGGAGAGGAUGUGGAACUGCUUCGAUUUGAUAAUAUUGCUCCUGGCAAUCGCCGAGGUUGCUCUGGAACUUGUUGUGCGCUCGCUUUCGGGCGGGGGGCGUAAUCCCUUAGAAAAGGGCGGAACUGCAAAGAUUCUGCGUCUCUUUCGCCUGAGUCGGCUGCUUCGCCUGGUCCGAACAUUCCGCCAGCUAAAACCAUUGCGAAUGCUAGUGCAUUCUAUCGUUUGCGCCGGCAGAUCGGUGUUUUGGGCACUCAUGUUGCUCCUGAUGAUCGUAUACGCAUUCGGAGUCGUCUUGACACAAGCUGUGACAGAGCACACUCAAGGUGACCAGCAAAGCGACGAUGAGCUCCUAAUGGCGUACUACGGGGACCUAGUUCGGUCAAUGUUGAGUCUUUGGAUGGCUGUCUCGGGGGGCAUCAGCUGGGUCGAGGUCACAGAGCCUCUGGACAGGAUCGGAAACGCGACGUGGAAAGUGUUGUUCCUGCUCUACAUCAUAUUCGUGUACUUCUUCAUCUGGAGG
Messenger RNA from Prorocentrum cordatum, 1400 nucleotides. The record is from the annotation of a GenBank genome assembly. Lineage: Eukaryota; Dinophyceae; Prorocentrales; Prorocentraceae.